Molecule: messenger RNA, 1016 nt
Organism: Zophobas morio
Lineage: Eukaryota; Metazoa; Arthropoda; Insecta; Coleoptera; Tenebrionidae
Product: cathepsin B-like
Exons: 4
Coding region: 14-979 (321 amino acids)
Biological process (GO): regulation of catalytic activity
Cellular component (GO): lysosome
Molecular function (GO): cysteine-type endopeptidase activity
Source: RefSeq, a predicted model, not a curated record
CGAGUCCCACAAGAUGAAAACCGUGCCAAUAAUCGCCUUCACAGUUUUUGCUUUCAAUUGCCAAGCAAAAACCCUACACCUCUCCGACGAAUUCAUAAAAUCCAUCAACACCAACCAAAAAACCUGGACCGCCGGACGAAACUUCCCUGAAGAUACACCUCUAGAAGAUUUGAAACGUCUUGUCGGAACUCUCCAAAAUCCAAAUAUUGAUACCACCCCGAAAAAAAUCCACGACGUGAUUCCAGACGACAUUCCAGAGUCUUUCGACGGUAGAACAUUUUGGACACAAUGCGAGUCCCUCAACGACAUCCGGAACCAAGGCAACUGUGGUUCUUGCUGGGCAUUUGGUGCUGUGGAAGCCAUCACCGACAGAACCUGCAUUAGUUCCAACGGUCGUACCAAAAUCAAGUUCUCUCCAGAAGAUCUUCUAACUUGUUGUAGCUCCUGUGGGAGCUGUAGCGGCGGCUUUGUGGGUCAAGCGUGGACUUAUUGGGUCGAAAACGGACUUGUGUCGGGCGGAGAUUACAAUUCGAACGAAGGGUGUCAACCGUACCAGGAAGACCCGUUCGAAAAUGGGGUCACACCUGGAUGUUCUACCACUUGUUUGAAUACUGAUUAUAACACGUCGUAUGUUGACGAUAAGUACUAUGGUGGUGAUCACUAUAUGCUAGCGUUGCCAAAAGUAGACCAAAUCCAGACCGAGAUUUGGCAAAAUGGUCCAGUGGAGGUCACUUAUACGGUCUAUGAAGACUUCUAUAGCUACAAAUCAGGUGUCUAUGUUCAUACGUCGGGAGCCACAGUUGGUCUACACGCCGUCAAAAUCAUUGGCUGGGGUAUUGACAAUGGAACUCAGUACUGGCUGGUGGCCAACUCGUGGGGAACCACAUGGGGCGAUUUGGGCGGAUUUUUCAAGAUACUAAGAGGCGAAGAUCAUUGUGGAAUCGAACGUUGGGUCUAUGGCGGCAUGCCAAAAUUAUAAUCAUGGUUAAAAAUAAACAUUAAGCAACUAAUUAAAA